AAGUUCGAUCUGUGGAUUAUUACUUUUCUGUGCCUGGGUGGUGUGGCGCUCUUCUUGCCGAGGAUCGAUGCCGGGGUGACAGAGGAGCAGAUGCGCUCCGCCGGAAAGCUGAUGCGCGACGUCUGCCUGCCCAAGUUCCCCAAAAUCACUCAGGAGGUGGCCGAUGGCAUUCAAAAUGGCAACAUACCCAACAGCAAGGACACCAAUUGCUACAUAAACUGUAUCCUCGAGAUGAUGCAGGCGAUCAAGAAGGGCAAGUUCCAACUGGAACAGACCCUGAAGCAAAUGGACAUAAUGCUGCCCGACAACUACAAGGACGAGUACAAGAAGGGCAUCCAGCUCUGCAAGGACGCCACUGUGGGCCUGAAGAACGCCCCCAACUGCGAUCCCGCCCACGCCCUGCUCACUUGCCUGAAGAACAACAUCAGUGUGUUUCUGUUCCCCUAAGGCCAAGGAGCA
Molecule: messenger RNA, 459 nt
Organism: Drosophila bipectinata
Lineage: Eukaryota; Metazoa; Arthropoda; Insecta; Diptera; Drosophilidae
Gene: Obp19a
Product: Odorant-binding protein 19a
Biological process (GO): olfactory behavior; sensory perception of smell
Cellular component (GO): extracellular region
Molecular function (GO): dibutyl phthalate binding; odorant binding
Source: RefSeq, a predicted model, not a curated record